AUGGCAAAAGAUCACUCGUCUCCGUACACCAUGUCUGACGAAGAGUACGAGAGAUAUUAUGGCAUAGCUCGGCCUGACCGUAAAUUCUCCGAGUUGCUUGAAUCUGGCGACAAUGCGAACCUUCUUCGUAGAGCAUACCAUAUGGAGGAGGAGCCGAAAACUGAGGACACUACGGCCGAAUCUACUAUGCCAGCCCCUGCUCAACCAAACAGCAUAGAUCCAAUCGGCCAACAAGAUACAGCCGUCCAGAGUGAACGCAUCAGUCCUCUUUUCUGCCCGCACAAGUAUACAUCAGUGGCUAUGAAUUAUGGACCGAAAAUUCCCACUCUUCCGGCUUCAGUGAAAAAGAUCGAACGCGGACAUGCACUAGAUGAUACUCUUGGAUCGGGGACGUACGGAGUUGUCUACAAAGCACGUGACAGGCGGACGCUGCAGCUCGUGGCCGUCAAAGCCAACAGGAGAUUGAAGACGACAUACCGCGAACCAUCGAACGAAGUGCGCAUCUUGGAGAUGAUCAAACUCAACGAUCCCGAAGACAAGUUUCGCUGCCUCCGUAUCAAAGACGCAUUCGAGUUGCGAGGCCAUGUAUGCAUCGUCACGCACCUGCACGACAAAAGUCUCAUGGACUUUAUGGAGACUCAAUUAGAAGAAUGUGAUGACCGCAUACCACUUCCUCUCAGCCAAGUCCGCUGCAUUACACGCCAGCUCCUAGCCAGCGUUUCCUUUCUUCAUCGUAUGGGCAUCGUCCAUGCGGACAUCAAGCUGGACAAUAUAGUUCUACUCAACUGCCAGGCCUUUAAAUUUCAGUACCAACGGCAGAUGCCAUCGGUCUCGACUAAAUAUGCACGUUGGGGUCCGCGGUUGAUCAACGUUCUCGCCCUGGCUGACAUCCGCCUCAUCGAUUUUGGCUGUGCCGUUUUUGAAAAGGAAGACGCCGGCAUCUCGCUUAAAACUUCCAGAUUGUACUGGCCACCCGAGGCAAUUGCCGGUCAAGAAUGGUCGUCCCCGGUGGACAUUUGGAGCAUCGGUUGCAUGAUGAUCGAGCUGUUCACGGGACAGCCGCCUUUCGGUCAGCGCUACGGCAUCGAGUUCGUGGCCCGGAUGCAGCGCAUGUUGGGGAGCUUUGACGCCGACCUGGUCCGACGGUGGGAGGGGGCCAUCGUUGACGGGGACGUGGAACAGCCCAUGUUCCGGGACGGCAGUCUCAAUUUCCCGGUGCCAGGCAUGAAGCCAAGCAGCCUACACAAUGUGGAGUGCGCAAAGAAGUUGGAGGACAUUGUGAAUCCGACAAUGCCGUGCAUGCAGCACUUUGUGGAUCUUUUGCGCCAGAUGCUCGAAUUUGACCCAGAAAAACGAAUCAAGGCUUCAGAUGCACUCGAGCAUCCCUGGUUCAAGUGCCCGAUUUACGCCGAUGAAGGCACUGCGGCAGCACAGUUGGCGUGGAGACUGCCCAAGGCUGCCAGCACAGGAGAGAAAUCCUACGACACCAUCUACAAUGAAGUUGGACGAAAUCCACAUGUGGAUAUGCAAGGACGCAUCGUUAUUACAGUCUGA
This is a messenger RNA of Grosmannia clavigera kw1407, 1554 nucleotides long. RefSeq names its product protein kinase. The record is from RefSeq and is a predicted model, not a curated record. Gene Ontology annotation, biological process: protein phosphorylation. Gene Ontology annotation, molecular function: ATP binding; protein kinase activity. NCBI's taxonomy places the organism in Eukaryota, Fungi, Ascomycota, Sordariomycetes, Ophiostomatales, Ophiostomataceae. The transcript is spliced from 3 exons. Gene Ontology annotation, cellular component: nucleus. Bases 1 to 1554 code for a protein of 517 amino acids.